Molecule: messenger RNA, 2256 nt
Organism: Sclerotinia sclerotiorum 1980 UF-70
Lineage: Eukaryota; Fungi; Ascomycota; Leotiomycetes; Helotiales; Sclerotiniaceae
Exons: 4
Coding region: 1-2256 (751 amino acids)
Source: RefSeq, a predicted model, not a curated record
AUGAGAAAAGAUAGCAACGGACCCAGGCUCCAUCUUCCCAGCAUCCCGAGUGCGGCCAUUCAACAAGCUGCAGUCAAUGCCUGUGUCCAACAACAAAACAAUCUUGGCCAAGAAGAAUCAAAUGCUCCAUCAAAAUUUCCUAACGCCGAGAGUGAUCGGAGACAAGGAGGUACUGAUGCAUCUGCAAAAAUGAGCCGUUCUCAGACUCGUGCUUGUGCUCGUGCAGGUGAACCAAUCACAAAACUCUCUGGACCGCCACCGUCUUUAUUCCAACCUCUUGACUCUGACUCGUCACCUGAGGAGGGCAAAUCGUCGCAGCGUCGGAAGACUUCGCAUUUCACAUGGGCGUUCGCAGACCACGUUGAUUUUGGUAAACCUGGUCCUGGCAAUAAGUACCAAAAACCCAAUUCAGCGCAGGACCCAGUACUAGUGGGGGACGAUUUGACGGUUGAGAAGACGAAUGAGGAAGUCAAUAGUCAAUCACAGGAUGUUGACCGCCCAGUAACAGAAGUUCCAUGUGUCAUUGACCUCACAAAUGGGGAUGAGGAUGAAUUACCAGCGGAGAAUGAGAAAGACAAUUGGAUUGAUGAGAUUGAUGGACAAAAUCAUUCUGAAGACUUGGGGGACGGCCAGCGUCUUGCUCAAGACUACCAGAGCUUUCUUACUCCUAGGCAAAAUAAAUUGGCGCCCACGAAUAACCCCAUUCAACAGAUUCCGCCGGUACAGCCUGUUUCACAAUACCAUCCACAAAUUCCAGUCAACGCACAAAGUUUGGCUCCUCAAAAUGGAAUUCCGCAUCAAUCCCAACUUCAGGAAGGUUCAGUGGUUGAUGCGCCAAGUGGUCACACUUACCCCCCUAAUACCAACCAUCCGAAUUCUGGACGACAAUUUUCUCACAUUAACGGCAAUUUUUCGAGCUCUCCUUCGAAUUAUUCGUCACCAUAUGGGCAGGACAUCCAACAGACUCCGGAAGUAGAACCUUUUCAAUCAUCCUACCCUGAACUUAAAAACAAUCUACCCUUCUUCAAUCCUAAUGAUGAGUUUCUUCAGUUUCUUGCAUUUGAGGAAGAUUAUGGAUUGCAACACCUUCCAAUGGAUCAAGCAGCUUCACUCCCUCACCAUGAUCAAGCAGCAUCGUUCCCACAUCAUGGUCACUUGAACCAAACUAAUGAAAAACAUGACGACGGCUUUAGUGAUGGAGAAAGUGAUAGCGAGGAGGGAAGCUCGGCUGGUAGAACAGGAAAUAUUCAGAAAAACGGACGCAAUGCAAAAACGAGUCCCCGGAAAUAUAAACCACGACCACGCGAGACUCGUGCUGAGUAUGGCUACCAUAGACCAUGGAUGAGUUACGAAGAAUACAAGUAUCUCUUCCCUUUGGCUGAGCCACGUUUGUGCUUUGAAAAUGCUAUUGCACAGCAAAUGGAGGAAGACAAGGCAUUGAUAGCCAAAGGAGAGGCAAUCCCUCCAAGAAUUCCCAUCACAAGACACAUCAAGAUUUCUCACGAGAGGCUCGAUGCACUUAACCAACUACGUCUUUCAAAAGGUGAUGAGCCAUUCAAGCCGAAGCUUUCAGGCGUGAAAGAUCCAUUCGCUUUCCUCGAUGCAAAAAGAAGACGGAUUGAGGAAGAGCAGGAAGGCUUGCCUGGCCACGAGAAUCAAGAAAUGAGACCAAAUGCAAAGCGCCCGAGACUCGCCCCAGCGCCAAUCCAAACUGCCGCACCUAUGAAUGGCAAUCCGAUGAUGGUACAGCAAGAUCCUUAUGCGAUGGAGAAGCGCCAACGUCACUAUUUGGCAUACCGAGUACCAAAGCUGAGGGAAAAAUGCAAAGCUUUGAAACUUAGCACCCUAGGGCUGAAAGGAGUUUUGAUACAACGUUUGGUGGACCAUGAGGCCAAUAGCCGUCCUGCUGUUACAAACAAUAUUCAGCAAAGCAAUCGGGGUCAAAGUGGUUGGGUAGUUCGCCAUGAUCAGCCAAUGCCUGAUGUCGGUCCCAUAAAUGGAAUGCAUGCCCGUCCCGUUGGCUAUCAAGGAAACACUCGUGUUCGUCCUCAAUAUUCAGCGCAACGCUUUGCUGGUGGAUAUAUGCCUAGUCUUCCUGAAGGAUCAAUGCAUAACCCGCCUCAAGGAAUAUACGGCACUAGCAUGCGACAACGACCAAGUGACAAUGGCAAUGGACAUGUUAAUAGGGCUAUGGGUAUGACCUCCAACCACAUGUCCCGUGAUAUGAACUGGAAUGACAGCACUCAACCGUUCUAG